Messenger RNA from Sinocyclocheilus anshuiensis, 354 nucleotides. RefSeq names its product helix-loop-helix protein 2-like. The record is from RefSeq and is a predicted model, not a curated record. NCBI's taxonomy places the organism in Eukaryota, Metazoa, Chordata, Actinopteri, Cypriniformes, Cyprinidae. The transcript has a single exon. Gene Ontology annotation, biological process: regulation of transcription by RNA polymerase II. The coding region runs from base 1 to 354 and encodes 117 amino acids. Gene Ontology annotation, molecular function: DNA-binding transcription factor activity, RNA polymerase II-specific; protein dimerization activity; RNA polymerase II cis-regulatory region sequence-specific DNA binding.
AUGAUGCUGAGCCCCGAUCAGACGGAUCCUGACCUCACCUGGACACAGCCGGACACGGAAUGUCUGAACGUCAUGAAGGUGGAAUGUGUGGCUCACGAGGAUGGCAAAACUCGCGCACUCGUACCAGCUGCGCUCACCAGAGAGGAGAAGAGACGGAGGAGGCGCGCGACUGCGAAAUACCGUUCUGCGCAUGCCACGCGCGAGCGCAUCAGAGUGGAAGCGUUCAACGUAGCGUUCGCUGAGCUUAGAAAGCUGCUACCAACACUUCCACCCGACAAGAAGCUGUCCAAAAUAGAAAUACUUCGCCUAGCUAUCUGUUACAUUUCUUAUCUUAACCACGUUUUGGACGUUUAA